Molecule: messenger RNA, 1474 nt
Organism: Mycena citricolor
Lineage: Eukaryota; Fungi; Basidiomycota; Agaricomycetes; Agaricales; Mycenaceae
Source: the annotation of a GenBank genome assembly
CUUGGUCUGUGGCGACCAGGACGCUAAAACGUCGUCUAAGGCUUGCUAAUCUCGGCGAUGUUGUUAAAAAAGUGUUGUCCGAUCGAUGUUGCUGUCCUUCAAAUCCAUGAGCCCUCGAGACGCCAAACCCUGGAGACCUUCGGAAGCACUGGUUUGUCCUCGACACACCUUUCAUAUUCUGACCGACUGGGAAACGUGCCGAUAGCAUCAUCGAUAUUCGGUUCUCUUCAAGGCGAUCGAGUGCUCCUUGACGGCGAUGUUCAACACCCUUGCUAUGUCAUGUCAAGCCUCGUUACCCUUGAUAACUGGACCCAGAGGCAGGGUCGCGACAGCACGAUGACGUGCUGCGCAGGAGAGAUCAAGUGGAGACGGAGACGAUAUGGAAGACGAUGGAUGAGCUUCGACGACGAGUACAACGGCGAAACCGAUUGGGAUGACAGCAAGCGGUCAGUGAACCUUCGUGUAUACCGUUGGAAUAGUCUAUGUGCGCACUUGGAAUGCUCACCACUUAUCUCGUUACAGUUGACAUGGCAAAUAACUGAGCAACAUGGGAUAUAAAAGCCCAUGCAGCCCUCUGGAUACCAUUCAACAAAACACAUUGCUUUCCACUUCAGCAUCUUCAUUUACUACACACACUCUUCACACAAAAUGGUCGCCUUGCGCUUUACUUCACUCUUUCUGUUCAUUUCUUCUGCCUUUGUUGUCGCUUCACCUCUUGCUCUGCGAGCACCGGUGAUCGAGAAGCGUGCAUCGAUCGGGGGUAUCGAUGGCACCCUCCCGGGCAUACAAGCUAACGGCGGGUCCGCCCUCGGCCAACGGGGUGGCUUGGGUGGCUUGGGUGGCGCCUUGGGUGGCUUAGGUGCUGCCGGUGCUGCUGGCGGUGCCGAUGGUGCUGGCGGUGCCGGUGGCCUAGGAGGCGCCUUGGGUGGCUUAGUUGGUGCCGGCGGUGCCGGUGGCCUAGGCGGUGCCUUGGGUGGCCUAGGCGGUGCCGGUGGUGCCGGUGGCUUAGGCGGUGCUCUGGGUGGCCUAGGCGGUGCAGGAGGUGCAGGAGGUGCAGCUGGCGCAGGUGGCGGAGCUGAUCUCGGCGGCCUCCUCCAACAGAUUCAAGGCGCUGUGAAGCGUGAAACUGCCCCCCAGAUUGCCCGGACCGUCUCGGCUCUAAUCGCUCGACUUGACGAGUACGGCGUGAGUCUCGAGGAUGCCGAUAAGGAUGAAGCAACUACUUCGAAGAGAGCCGCAGAUAAGAAAAAGAAAACCGGCUUGAAGAAAGCCAUUGGUAAGGGCAAAAAAGCCAGUCCCAAGAAAGCCGCCGCAAAGGUCGAAGACACCGAUUGAGCCUCCCGGAGUGGCCAACAUCUUCGGUAGACCUGGAGUACUCUGGGGAUCUACACAGUCAGCUAAAUUGCACAUCUAGUCUUCACACUCAUUGUAUUCAAUAUCAUAAAUCCAUGUUGGAGUACCUGCCAGUCUGAAA